Messenger RNA from Nanorana parkeri, 1346 nucleotides. RefSeq names its product glycogen synthase kinase 3 beta (gene GSK3B). The record is from RefSeq and is a predicted model, not a curated record. Gene Ontology annotation, molecular function: beta-catenin binding; protein serine/threonine kinase activity; ATP binding. The transcript has 11 exons. Lineage: Eukaryota; Metazoa; Chordata; Amphibia; Anura; Dicroglossidae. Bases 60 to 1322 code for a protein of 420 amino acids. Gene Ontology annotation, cellular component: axon; beta-catenin destruction complex; nucleus. Gene Ontology annotation, biological process: insulin receptor signaling pathway; extrinsic apoptotic signaling pathway in absence of ligand; negative regulation of canonical Wnt signaling pathway.
GGGGUCUUGAUGUUUUUGUCCUCCGUCUGGCUUUUAUAACGAAGUGAAGGAGGAGCACCAUGUCGGGGAGGCCGCGAACCACUUCCUUUGCAGAGAGCUGCAAGCCCGUGCAGCAGCCGUCAUCUUUUGGCAGCAUGAAAGUGAGCCGAGACAAAGAUGGCAGCAAAGUUACCACUGUAGUAGCCACCCCGGGCCAGGGUCCCGACCGGCAGCAAGAGGUCAGCUACACGGACACCAAGGUGAUCGGGAACGGCUCCUUCGGUGUGGUCUAUCAGGCCAAACUGUGCGACUCAGGGGAACUGGUGGCAAUCAAAAAGGUUCUGCAGGACAAACGGUUCAAGAACCGAGAGCUGCAGAUAAUGAGGAAGCUCGAUCACUGCAAUAUUGUGCGGCUUCGCUAUUUCUUUUAUUCGAGUGGAGAGAAGAAAGAUGAGGUGUAUCUAAACCUGGUGCUGGAUUACGUCCCGGAAACGGUGUACAGAGUUCACCGUUGUCACGCUGCUGAUCGGCUGCUCGUCUCUCUUUCUCUCUUCCAGUUGUACAUGUAUCAGCUGUUCCGCAGCUUAGCCUAUAUCCAUUCCUUCGGGAUCUGCCACCGGGAUAUCAAACCACAAAAUCUGCUGCUGGACCCCGAGACGGCCGUGCUAAAACUCUGCGACUUCGGCAGUGCGAAGCAGCUGGUCCGCGGGGAGCCCAACGUCUCCUACAUCUGCUCUCGGUACUAUAGGGCUCCAGAGUUGAUCUUUGGGGCCACUGACUACACCUCCAGCAUAGAUGUCUGGUCAGCGGGCUGCGUUCUGGCCGAGCUGCUCCUGGGUCAGCCAAUCUUCCCCGGCGACAGCGGAGUGGACCAGCUGGUGGAGAUCAUCAAGGUCCUGGGCACGCCGACACGGGAGCAGAUCCGGGAAAUGAACCCCAACUACACAGAGUUCAAGUUCCCCCAGAUAAAGGCGCACCCCUGGACUAAGGUUUUCCGAGCCCGUACCCCACCAGAGGCCAUUGCGCUGUGCAGCCGGCUACUGGAAUAUACGCCCACCGCCCGCCUCACCCCCCUGGACGCCUGCGCUCACUCCUUCUUCGAUGAGCUCCGGGACCCCAACCCCAAGCUUCCCAAUGGUCGCGACUUCCCUGCACUCUUCAACUUUACCACUCAAGAACUGUCAAGCAACCCCUCGCUGUCAUCUAUACUCAUCCCACCACACGCUCGAAACCAGGCCUCCGUGUCUACGCCCACGAACGCCACAGCGACAUCAGAUUCGAACGCUGGGGAUCGCGGGCCGACCAACAACGCAGCGUCAGCAUCGGCCUCCAACUCCUCCUGAGCCAAUAGCAAAGCAUGUUCUGCG